UCAGAUCCACACAGUGUCACACACUUCAUCAUAUUCAUCUUCAUCUUGGUUUAGUGCAAAAAAAAUAUGGAGAGUGAAUUGGUGAGGCGCAGAGUUAACUUGAUUGCUUCCCAUUUUGCAUCAACUGAUGACAUCUCAGCUACUCAUGUUCUCCCUAUGAACUGCAGUGGUAGUUUGAACUCUGUGCUCCGGCGAUGCGAUAACAAGGUGUAUUUCGCGCGCCAAUCAUCUGAAUCUUAUGGUUAUUUCAUGAGGCAGAUUUCAGCUGAAGAGGGUGCUCCAACUCCUAAAACUUUUGGUUCUGCAUCUGAUCAGAGUCCUGCUAACACAAGAGCACCAUGUUUUGCUAGACCCGAAAGUACACCUUGUUUUGCCAGACCCGGAAGAGCACCGUGUUUUGCUAGACCGGCGAGAACUGAAUCGGAUUACUUAAGUUCAGUCGUUCAACCAUUGGCUCCAGUGCAGGGUGGUGAAUUUAGUACACUUGAACCUCCUUCAUUUUCUAGGCCAAGAAAACCGCUACCGCGAGUAGACCAACUACAUUCUGAAAUUAAUGCAGGAACUGAGUGGUCUCCGAGGAUGGAUGUCGCGGAAUCAAAAGGAAAAUAUGUUAUCACAGUUGAAGUUCCAGGAGUUAGGAUCAAUGACAUAAGAGUGGAGGUUGAUGAUCAAAAGUUAUCUGUCAAAGGUAGACGCUCUACUAGCUACUUGACAAUUGCAGGGUCUCCGAAUGCCUCGUUUUCUUCGUAUCACAAGCGCGAGAUACUAUAUGGACCAUGCGAGGCGGUCUGGCCACUCCCUUCCGGCGUGAACAAGGAUCAUAUAUCAGCUGAAUUCCAGGAUGGAUUUCUUCAGAUAAUAAUUCCUAAGAUUUGAAUGAGCAAUAAUGUUGAUUGCAGCCAAAACAUAUUUUGGAGCAUUUGUUUGGUUAUGAUCAUAUCAUAUCAUAUCAUAAAUAGAUCAUAAGAUAGGCUAUGUUGUGCUUUAGAAAUGCUUUUAUUUCUUCUGUACCAGUUAUGUCUGUCUAUGUCUUAUUUUAUAUGCCACUAAACAAAAGAAUUUGGCUGAACCUUAGUAUAUACAUAUUUAUGGCUUAAUUUUGAUUGAUCAAGAUAUUAUUGCUGAUCUUA
Molecule: messenger RNA, 1130 nt
Organism: Arachis duranensis
Lineage: Eukaryota; Viridiplantae; Streptophyta; Magnoliopsida; Fabales; Fabaceae
Exons: 6
Coding region: 67-876 (269 amino acids)
Biological process (GO): protein complex oligomerization; response to salt stress; response to hydrogen peroxide
Source: RefSeq, a predicted model, not a curated record